Messenger RNA from Brassica napus (rape), 792 nucleotides. Its product is annotated as probable LRR receptor-like serine/threonine-protein kinase At5g59680. The transcript has 4 exons. The record is from RefSeq and is a predicted model, not a curated record. The coding region runs from base 1 to 792 and encodes 263 amino acids. NCBI's taxonomy places the organism in Eukaryota, Viridiplantae, Streptophyta, Magnoliopsida, Brassicales, Brassicaceae.
AUGGUUGAGAGGAUUGCCAAGGAUCAGGUUCAUCAUGAGAGAACCAAGCAUAUCGAUGUAAGAUACCAUUUUCUAAGAGAUGAGAAGAGGAUUGAAGUGAAGAAGGUAGGAACAGCUGAUAAUCCUGCGGAUAUGUUCACUAAGCUGUUAUUGACUCCACUUCCAAAACCCAUCUUCAAUGUCUAUGAUCGCGUAUGGGAUUCGUACUUUAGAAACGAAUGGACCCAGAUUUCCACCACUCUCCAAGUGAACAAUUCAAACAAUUAUUCUCCACCAAAGGCAGCACUCACGACUGCUGCAACAUCUACUAAUGCCUAUGCGCCACUGACGAUAAAAUGGAAUUCGAGUAACGUUUUUAGCCAAUAUUACUUGUAUACACACUUCGCUGAGAUCCAAGAGUUGCAGACCAACGAUACCAGGGAAUUCAACCUGAAUUGGAAUGGAAAUCACUACUAUGACCUUCUAGUUCCUCCAAAAUUUAAAGUAUUUACUGUUUUUAGCGAGUCUGGGGGUAGCUGCAAAGGAGGGGAAUGCAGUUUUCAGCUGACGAGAACCAACAGAUCAACUCUUCCUCCUCUGGUUAACGCUCUUGAGGUCUUCACAGUUAUCCACUUUCCGCAGCCUGAAACAAAUGAAACCGAUGUGUUUGCUGUCCAAAACAUCAAAACCACAUAUGGAAUAAGUAGAAUUAGCUGGCAAGGAGAUCCAUGCGUCCCUCAACAGUUUAUAUGGGAUGGCUUAAGCUGUAGCAACACGGAUAUGGCUACACCACCAAGAAUCACUCAUUUGUAA